GCCGGAAGCGGCGCUCCGUCAGGGCGCGGGGGGGGGGGCGGAGACGCAGCCGCGACCGUUGCCGCCGCGGGUGCGCGCGCGCGCGCGCGAGAGGCGCCACAGGACCCUCCUCCUGACACAGGCCGGCGCGCGCACCCCCGGUCCGGCUCGCGCCGCCGCCGCUCCUCCGCGCGCCCUCUCCCUCCCUUCCCCCCCACCCGUCCCCCCCCUGCCCGCCAUGGCCGUGGCUCUGCGGCGGCUCUUCAUCGCCGCGGCGCUGGCGGCGGCCGCGUCCCCCCCGGCCUCCGCCUUCUACCUGCCGGGCUUGGCGCCCGUCAACUUCUGCGAGGAGGGCAAGGAGAAGCCCGAGUGCAAGUCUGGAAUCGAACUGUUUGUGAACAGACUGGACUCUGUAGAGUCUGUCCUACCCUACGAAUAUACCGCGUUUGAUUUUUGUCAAGCAGAAGGAAAGAAACGUCCAUCUGAAAACCUUGGCCAAGUAUUAUUUGGAGAGAGGAUAGAACCGUCUCCUUACAAGUUCACAUUCAACAAGAAAGAGACGUGUAAACCUGUUUGUACAAAAACAUAUGAUACCACAAAGCCAGAAGAUAAACAGAAACUAGAUUUUUUGAAAAAAAGUAUGCUACUGAAUUAUCAACAUCAUUGGAUUGUGGACAACAUGCCCGUGACCUGGUGCUAUGAUGUUGAAGAUGGCCAGAGGUUCUGCAAUCCUGGGUUUCCUAUUGGCUGUUACAUGACAGAAGAUGGCCGUCCAAAAGAUGCUUGUGUUAUUAAUUCAGAAUUUCACGAAAAAGAUACUUUUUAUAUCUUCAACCAUGUUGACAUAAAAAUAUAUUACCAUGUUGUGGAAAAUGAAGCUCUGGGAGCAAGACUAGUUGCUGCUAAACUUGAACCAAAAAGUUACAAGCAUACUCAUCCAGACAACCCUGAUUGCUCAGGAGCACCUAUGGAUAUAAGUAACAAAGCUAACGGAGAAGUCAAAAUUGCUUACACAUACUCAGUUUCUUUUAAAGAAGAAAAAACUAUAAGAUGGGCAUCAAGAUGGGAUUACAUUUUGGAGUCCAUGCCUCACACUCACAUUCAAUGGUUUAGUAUUAUGAAUUCCUUGGUGAUUGUCCUUUUUCUAUCUGGAAUGGUAGCUAUGAUCAUGUUGAGGACACUGCAUAAAGACAUUGCAAGAUAUAAUCAGAUGGAUUCCACUGAAGAUGCUCAAGAAGAAUUUGGCUGGAAACUGGUUCAUGGUGAUAUUUUUAGGCCUCCAAGAAAAGGAAUGCUUUUGUCCGUUUUUCUAGGCUCUGGCACACAAAUCUUAAUAAUGACUUUUGUUACCCUGUUUUUUGCUUGCCUGGGGUUUUUGUCACCUGCUAACCGUGGAGCUCUAAUGACCUGUGCUGUAGUUUUGUGGGUACUGCUUGGAACUCCAGCCGGUUAUGUUGCUGCCAGAUUCUACAAAUCAUUUGGAGGAGAGAAAUGGAAAACAAAUGUCCUACUGACAUCAUUCCUUUGUCCUGGAAUUGUAUUUGCAGACUUUUUUAUCAUGAACCUCAUUCUCUGGGGAGAAGGCUCUUCAGCAGCUAUUCCGUUUGGUACCUUGGUUGCUAUUCUGGCACUCUGGUUUUGCAUAUCUGUGCCGCUGACGUUUAUUGGUGCCUAUUUUGGUUUUAAGAAAAAUGCCAUUGAACAUCCUGUUCGCACCAAUCAAAUUCCUCGUCAGAUUCCCGAGCAAUCAUUCUACACAAAGCCCUUACCUGGCAUUAUCAUGGGAGGGAUUCUGCCUUUUGGAUGUAUCUUUAUACAGUUGUUCUUUAUUCUCAACAGUAUUUGGUCUCACCAGAUGUAUUACAUGUUUGGCUUCCUGUUUCUGGUAUUCAUUAUUUUGGUUAUUACAUGUUCUGAGGCCACAAUAUUGCUCUGUUACUUCCAUCUAUGUGCAGAGGACUAUCACUGGCAGUGGCGUUCAUUUCUCACUAGUGGUUUCACUGCAGUUUAUUUCUUAAUAUAUGCAAUACAUUAUUUCUUCUCUAAACUGCAAAUCACAGGAACAGCUAGCACCAUUUUAUACUUCGGUUAUACAAUGAUAAUGGUUUUGAUCUUCUUCCUUUUCACAGGAACAAUUGGAUUCUUUGCAUGCUUUUGGUUUGUAACCAAAAUAUACAGCGUGGUGAAAGUUGACUGAAGAAACUGGUGUAGAGAAUUAACACAGAAGAGAUUUAAUCUUCAUUAAUGUAACUUAAAGACCUGGUCUAGCUGAUGAACUUGAGCUUUAUCAGAAGUAUUGGCCUCCUAUUCUUUGAGAAUGAUACUGAAUCUUCAGCUGCCCCAAACACUUUUUCCACUAACACGUUUGUAUUGUGACUUAACAACCUGUUUCCAUUCAGAUCUUGAAGAUAGGAUAUUUAUGCAUUUGUAAAUACAACUAUACUUUAAAAGAGAUGUUACAAUUCUAAUGGCGGAGUAGAAGUGGCUGUAUUACACAACUUAGUGAUACUUCUGAUUAAAGUCCAACUGUAAAUAGGUUUUUCUAGCUUGGUAGGCGGGAUGAAUUAUUUUUCUUUGAGGGAAAUGAGAACUUUUUAUUACACUAACUUGGAAGGAUGACUCUUAAGGAGUGUUGCUUUUAGUUUGGAUGUGAUUUUAAUUUUUUACUGGUGUUACGUCCAUAAAUAUUCCGAUUUCUGUGACUUCAUUAGUGUCGGUGUUCUUGGCCUUUUAAACUUAUGUGCCUCUGAGUCCUUGAAUUUAUAAAUUCAUAAUCUAAUAAAUAUUGUAAAAACGUCUUCAGUGGCUUAUUACAUAGUACGAGUUCCUAAAAAUAUGUCAGUGCAAUUACAUUGAAGGCGGAUGCUUAAGGACUGAAUAGAUUGGUUGAUGGCCUUUUCUAUGGUUUAAUGUAUAUGGGCACACCCUUAGAUCCACAAGGAAUGUGACUUGUGCUGCAUGGCUCUAACACUGGUAAGUGAUUGUGGUGCAGGAGAAUGAAAUGAUCCACACCUUAAACAAAAGCAUUCUGCAGCAUUAAGCCAGUCCUUAACCCGGGGGUGCUUUCAGAAAUUGCCGCGAGAUUGUCGGUAUGUUGAGAAGAUCUUGGAAAGCAUGAGUCCGCACUCUGUUCAUCUUGCUUGUCCAAGACCUCGAUGAUGCAUAUUCUCUGUGGCAGCUGUUGCUGAUUGUACUUAAUGUAGGUUAAAAAAGAAGAGAAUCACUAUUUUUUGCCAUUGAUUAAGAGGCUACUGUUGAUUUUUGGAUGACUUACAUUAAACCUAUAUUUGCUUUUUUUCUUUAAAUGGAGCUUUUGGUUCAAAUCUUGUUUGGUCAUUUUAGACUGGGAACACAAUUUGGCUUUUGGCAUGUUUUCACAAGCCUGAUAAAAUUUCCUUGAAAAUUAAACUUCAUGUAUCAAUUGCCAUUCAAAAGAUUGGGGUUGUUUUUUUUGUUCUUACUGGUUUACUUUUCUAAAAGACCUUAACCUAGUGAUGCUUGAAUAUUGAACCCAAUAAAAAUAUCUUUGGUUAA
This is a messenger RNA of Colius striatus (speckled mousebird), 3513 nucleotides long. RefSeq names its product transmembrane 9 superfamily member 2 (gene TM9SF2). The coding region runs from base 218 to 2176 and encodes 652 amino acids. NCBI's taxonomy places the organism in Eukaryota, Metazoa, Chordata, Aves, Coliiformes, Coliidae. Gene Ontology annotation, biological process: protein localization to membrane. The transcript is spliced from 17 exons. The record is from RefSeq and is a predicted model, not a curated record. Gene Ontology annotation, cellular component: membrane.